This is a messenger RNA of Prosopis cineraria, 1860 nucleotides long. RefSeq names its product AT-hook motif nuclear-localized protein 26-like. Gene Ontology annotation, cellular component: nucleus. The record is from RefSeq and is a predicted model, not a curated record. Gene Ontology annotation, biological process: vegetative to reproductive phase transition of meristem. Gene Ontology annotation, molecular function: minor groove of adenine-thymine-rich DNA binding; DNA-binding transcription factor activity. The coding region runs from base 552 to 1418 and encodes 288 amino acids. The transcript has a single exon. Lineage: Eukaryota; Viridiplantae; Streptophyta; Magnoliopsida; Fabales; Fabaceae.
GAACCAGAGAAAGGGAAGAAGGUGGGGCCCAUCCGCCGCCCCCGAGAACGCAGGAUCUUACCCGAACCAAAACAAGUUUGGACUUUGUAUCUAUACCUCAUGAAUCUAACCCUAACUCACACUCUAGUUUUUAUGCGAGAAGCUCCUCCUCCGACUUCUCUCUUUUUCCAUACAAUUCCACUCCAACAACAUCCCAAACGCCACCGUGGACACGAAUGCGUUCGAAGGUCCACUGAGAGAGAGGAAAUCCGUAAGAGCGCUCGCGUGGUGCCUGCGAGACCUCGCGAGAUCAGUAAUUAUUCAAUUUCUUUUCAACUCUCUCUCUCUCUCACCCCACUUGAAGCUCCUACUGGAGUUCAUCGCGAGAAAGAGAGACAACCAGAGACUAGCUUGUCAUAAAUACCAAUACUUGUUUCCUUUAGAAGUAGCGUCAGUUUUGCCCUGAUCAAUUUGGUAGUCCCAGUCUGAUUUUGUUUAUUGCAGUAUAGAAUUGGAUAAUUUUUUCUGUGACAAGGCAAAGCAGUAAGGCCAUCAAUAUCAAAAGAUUAGGAAUGGAUCCAAUGGCAGGACAUGGGCACUCUCUUCCUCCACCAUUCCAUCUACACCAGCAAUCGCAGCAUGAGCAUCAAUUUCAGACUCUGCAGCAAAACACAGAAGAUGAACAAAGCGGAAGCAGCAGUGGCCUAAACCUCUCCCACAAGAGAGAGCGAGAAGAAAGCAGCCACAACAACAACAACGAUCAAGGGAACAUGAACGGCGAGGGUGGAGAAAUCACGAGAAGGCCCCGAGGUAGACCGGCGGGAUCCAAGAACAAACCCAAACCACCCAUCAUCAUAACCCGAGACAGUGCAAAUGCCCUGAGAACCCACGUCAUGGAGGUAGGGGACGGGUGCGAUAUCAUGGAGAGCGUGUCUAACUUCGCCAGGCGACGCCAGAGAGGGGUUUGUAUCAUGAGCGGAACCGGCACCGUCACCAAUGUCACUCUGAGGCAACCCGCUUCUUCGAGUGCCGUCGUUACACUUCACGGAAGGUUCGAGAUCUUGUCGCUCGCAGGAUCCUUCUUGCCGCCACCGGCUCCUCCGGCCGCUUCCGGUUUGACCAUAUAUUUGGCUGGCGGACAAGGUCAGGUGGUCGGUGGGACGGUAGUCGGGACUCUUACGGCUUCCGGGUCGGUGGUGAUUAUGGCGGCGUCGUUUAGCAACGCCGCCUACGAGAGGCUUCCGCUGGAGGAAGAAGACCCUACGGCAGCGCUUCAAGGGCAAGGAAUUGGGUCACCAACAGGUGGAGUUAGUCAGCAACAGCUAUUAGGGGACGCGGCAGGUCCACUCAUGCAUGCUUUGCCUCCUCAUCUUCUUAAUUCUAUGCAGAUGCCAUCUGAUCAGCCUUUCUGGGCUACCGCUCGUCCUCCAUUCGGAUGAACCAUCGUAACUUCUCUCAACCUGUUAGAAUCGUCAGACGUAGGAGCCUACCACACUUGAGCUAGCUUAAUGAAUUGGUACGCUUCUCUUAGGAUUUGUAUGUCAUUUAGCUUAUCGAUUAAUUACACGAUCAUAUAUGUUCACUUGGCUUUUGAUGGUCCUUUGGUCAGUUUGAUUUUACGGAAAUAAGCGGUACGUACUUGUGGUUCUAGAAAAAGUUGUAGGAGAGUAAUUAGUGAUGGUUGUAGCAGCAGUAAGAUAACUGGAGAAUUAUUGAUGAAGACGAAGAGAAAGAUGCGUACCUAAUAGUGAUUGAAGUUGGCCCGAGCUACUUCUCUCUAUUUCUGUUGUUCCUUCAUAUAGUGAAUGAAGUGUUUUGUAAACUGACUAUUAUGGCUGUGGCUUCGCAUUAUUCAUUGGUUCCAUCUUCUUCUCAUUUUUA